GUCCGUCCAGAGCGCGCGGGCCGCGGAGCCGGGAGCCGAGCACGCGCGGGCCGCUCUGCAGCAUGUCGCGUUACGGGCGUUACGGAGGAGGUGAGCGGGCUGGGAACCCCCGUGAAGGACGGGACGAAACCAAGGUCUAUGUUGGUAACCUGGGAACUGGUGCUGGCAAAGGAGAGUUGGAAAGGGCUUUCAGUUACUAUGGGCCCUUGAGAACUGUGUGGAUUGCCAGAAAUCCUCCGGGAUUCGCCUUUGUGGAAUUUGAAGAUCCCAGAGAUGCAGAAGAUGCAGUAAGAGGACUGGAUGGAAAGGUGAUUUGUGGUUCUCGGGUGAGAGUUGAAUUAUCAACAGGGAUGCCUCGGAGAUCCCGUUUUGAUAGACCACCAGCUCGACGUCCCUUUGAUCCCAAUGAUAGAUGCUAUGAGUGUGGCGAAAAGGGACAUUAUGCUUAUGACUGUCAUCGCUAUAGUCGGCGCAGAAGAAGCAGGUCACGAUCUAGAUCACAUUCUCGAUCCAGAGGAAGGCGAUACUCUCGCUCACGCAGCAGGAGCAGGGGACGGAGGUCAAGAUCUGCAUCUCCACGACGAUCAAGAUCUGUGUCUCUUCGCAGAUCAAGAUCUGCUUCACUCAGAAGAUCUAGGUCUGGUUCUAUAAAAGGAUCGAGGUAUUUCCAAUCCCGGUCAAGGUCGAGAUCAAGAUCCAGGUCUCUUUCGCGACCAAGAAGCAGCCGAUCAAAGUCCAGAUCACCAUCUCCAAAAAGAAGUCGUUCCCCAUCAGGAAGUCCACGCAGAAGUGCAAGUCCUGAGAGAAUGGACUGAAGUUCUCAAGUUCACCUGUUAGGGAAAACUUAUUUUGUUUACAUUAUUAUAAGGGAUUUGUGGUGUCUGUAAACUAUAACCUAGGAAGGGUCUUGCUAUUAAAAUGGAUCUGAAUUACUAUGUAAAAUUCACAGCAGUAAGAUAACUGUUUUUGUUGGAUGUAUUAACAGCUUAUGGUCUGAAAAUGUGGGUUUUUAUUUGGCACAUUGAAAUAAAAUGUUUCUAACUAGA
Messenger RNA from Jaculus jaculus (lesser Egyptian jerboa), 1046 nucleotides. It is a transcript of the gene Srsf7, whose product is annotated as serine and arginine rich splicing factor 7. Gene Ontology annotation, cellular component: ASAP complex; cytoplasm; nucleoplasm. NCBI's taxonomy places the organism in Eukaryota, Metazoa, Chordata, Mammalia, Rodentia, Dipodidae. Gene Ontology annotation, molecular function: zinc ion binding; RNA binding. Bases 63 to 815 code for a protein of 250 amino acids. Gene Ontology annotation, biological process: mRNA splicing, via spliceosome. The record is from RefSeq and is a predicted model, not a curated record. The transcript has 8 exons.